Peniophora sp. CBMAI 1063 is the source of this 2340-nucleotide messenger RNA. NCBI's taxonomy places the organism in Eukaryota, Fungi, Basidiomycota, Agaricomycetes, Russulales, Peniophoraceae. The record is from the annotation of a GenBank genome assembly.
AUGACAGAUACGCUCGUCGCGUCCACCUCGUACACUAUCGUCCAAGCCUCCGAGUCGUACCCGAUCCUCCAAGCCGACAACGGGCAGAUCGUGCUCUACAACCCGAACAACCACGCCCUCUCCAUCGCAGAUCAGCGGUCCACUCUCGCACGCACGGCCAAGCGAUGCCCGUACUGCUCGCGCCCAUUCGACGAUUCGGACGUCGACUCGGACGAAGAAAUAUUAGACUCUGAUCAUGCUCUCGCCCAUCUGGACGGGUCUGAGGACGGAGGGGGCGGUGUGAACCCCGCUGCGAACUAUUUUAAAUUGUUGGGCGUGGCGCACGAGUCCACGUCGAGGCCUGCGACACCGCCGCCGCCGCCAGCUGUUGCGGCGAGUUCCUCCCAGGGAGGGUAUGGGAGGAGGAGUAGGGAGCCUAGUCCGACUAAGGCGUUUAGGAGGGAGGCCAUGGCCGAGGGAUAUUUUAAGGCUUUCUUCACUGAAGAGGCGAGGUUGGGGAUGGGCGCUAGUGGGAGUGUUUAUUUGUGUCAGCACGUCCUAAACGGCAACCCCCUCGGCCGUUUCGCCGUCAAGAAGAUCGCCAUUGGCGAAUCCCAGUCGUACCUGCUUCAAAUACUGCGCGAAGUCAGGCUGUUGGAGAGCCUUCGACAUCCGAAUAUUAUCACGUAUCAUCAUUCGUGGCUUGAGAGCGCGAGGUUCUCGAGUUUCGGGCCGGCGGUGCCGACGCUUCAUGUGUUGAUGCAAUGGGCCGAAGGAGGGUCUUUGGAUGACUACAUCGACAUACGUCUGGGACGUACAUCUCCACCUCCGCCUCCUCCAUCAGACGGGACCAACGCAUCUUCUUCUCAUGAACCGGAUGCACAGACACAAGACGUGCAUACUCGUGCGGGCCGUAUACGUGCUUUCCGUGCGAUGCAGCGUGCGGCGCCGGCGGAGAAAGAGAGGUUGCGAGCGAUGCUAGGGUUGGAUGGUGCUGAGGGUGGACACCCCGGCAAUGCUGCUGGUGGGGGACACAGCGGAGGGAGUUGGAGAGCUGUGCAUCUGUUCAGUGCGGAAGAGGUCAAAGGCAUCUUCGGCGGGAUUGUCGAUGGACUUGCAUACCUCCACGAAAAGUCAAUCCUGCAUCUCGACCUCAAACCCGGCAACGUCCUGCUGACAUGGGACGCAACACAGCCCCUCGUCCCGCGUGCCUUACUCUCCGACUUCGGUACAUCCCGUGACGCCCUCCGUCCAGGAAACGCCCCACGCACAGGCAACACCGGUACCCUAGAGUACACUGCGCCCGAAAGCGUUCCUCCUCCCUCACCUCCACCUAUCAACGGACGAGGCGGAGGUCUCUUCACCGGCGCAACAAGCCAUCAUCACGCCAACUGGAUUCCACCCCCGGCAGACUCAAAAGCGGAUAUGUGGUCUCUGGGCAUGGUCCUCCACAAACUGCUCUUCUUCCGUCUGCCCUACGCACACGCGUCAGGCUCCUCACAACAUCCUCUGUCCGAACGGUCGACGCUCUCGGCGCUCGCGAGGGAAGUACGAGAGUACACUGGCUUCCGCGCGGCUGAUCUCGGUCGUGUGGCUGGGAAUGGCAAUGGAGGAGGGAUGAGCGCGAAAGGCGAACGGGUGCUUGAAGCGCGACGACUUCCGGCAGCAUGGGGUGUUCUACUCGAGAACUUGCUAGCCGUCGACCCUUUGCGUCGACCAUCAGCGGAAAGAGUUCUCUCGGCUAUACACAAAGGCCAACUCGACCCUCUCCCGCGCCGUACCGGAACGCGCGUCGUCGUAGAGACAGAAGACGCGCUCGUUCCGGCGUCCCUCGCGAGACCUGUUGAGCCUGAGCUGGACCUCUCGGUCGAUGAGGAUGGGAGGCCGGGGAUCAGGUCGCAUGUCAGUGAGGUGCCGUUGGAUGAGAUUGGAGAUAUCGGUAUAGGAACGAUGGUCGAUCCCGCAACGCCUACACUAUCGCAUUCUCGCUCGCCUACACCCCGCGCGGAGAAGUCGGACCCGCUCAUCCCACAUCCCCGCUCCUCGCCCAUCCGGCGCAACCACUCCCAUCGGCCUCCAUCAAGACCCUGGCUCGUCACAGCGCACCGCACAACCAAAGCAGCCGUCCUGAUCGCGAAAGUCGCUACGCUGUUUGCCAGGGAGACGAGGCCGGGCCCGGCGGCGUUGACGCUGCUGCUCGCGCUUGCGGUGGUUGACAAUGCUAGCGAUGGUUUGGUGGUUACUGCGUUGUGCGCUGCGGCGCAUGUGGGGGUGUUGGGGCACACCGGACUGAGUGGGAGACCCUCAAUUCUGGAAUUGCUCGGGCUCGUCCGCUCUUGGCUACUGAGCAUCUACCGCUGA